GGAAUAUUUUAUGAAGCGCAUGUGCUUGCAACGACAGAAGCAAUAACCUUGACUCAUUAUUACGAUUACGCCCAGAACGGGGACAACAGAGGAGAUGUCAAAACCAGUUUGAGAAACGUUCUAGGACACAUAUCUCAUUCCGAACAUAAGGGACUGUCUCGUCUAAUUAUGUAUCGUCAACAAACCGGCCCUGUCCACAUCUGGUCAAUGUCACCCGCACUACUUGUAUACGAUACACGUGGCACCCAUCCAUAUUCAUACAUAAGGGGGCAACUACGGACCAUGUCAUCAGCAGUAGUUUAUGGCCCAUCCAAUCUCAACGGCUAUGUGUGCAUCCAGACGCACACAACCGUUAUGGAGUGGUGCUUUACUGAGACAUUGCGUAAAGUGAGACAUCUUGCAUCUCGCUGUUGUGUUGACGCGUCGCGUAUGAAGCGGCCGAUGAGCGUCACACUUCCAGAAGGAUGGGGUCAGCCCUUGGGGUGUGAAGUUUCCUUUCAUCCUUUGAAGACGACCUUGUGUGGCAAGCCAGAGGCCUCGCAGCCUCUUGUCGGAGGUCUAAGCCGCUGCAGUGCAGGCCCAAAGUUAAUUUACGAAACGGCGUCCGUUUGCCUUUUUUGUAUGGAAUCGCCGACUGCUUAAUGCUAUAUUUUGAUUGGGUUUUUUUUUGUUCGCUAAGAACAAUUGCACGAUGGUGGCGUUCAUCAGUCUGCCCCCCCUCUGCUUGCUGGGGCAAGCGUUUUUUAAUUGCACGCUGUUGAGGACUUUUUGUCCCCCCACCGUCUCACUCCGGAAGUGUUCCCCUUUGGCAGGUUCCCUUCCUCCAGGUUGGAAUUUGGCAAAAGGAAAAGACAAUCCCCUCCGCCAUACUUUCCUUUUCCAAGACCCACUUGCUUUCUCCCCCUUUUGUUCAAACCUGGCUCGGAAGGAACGCACACGGGUCUUUUCGUCUUUCCCGUCUUUUUGUUUUUUUGUCAGCUUUCUACCAAACACUUGCUAUUAGCGCGUGAUUGUUCGCCACGGCCGGGAGGGUACCACCUGGCAACCAGCCAAGAACGUUGUGUUCUUGCAAUCAUCCCUGUUGAACCAUAAAAGUAUGAAUGUCAAUUAGGCAGACAUUUGCCGUAUCGCUGUGUAUUUUUUUGUCUUUUUUCCUCGCACACACCGAUCGCUGCCCACUUUGGGUGUUGAGAACCCAAAUCCAACAUAGUGUGCUGGCGAAUGGAAAAACCCGGACUCUUGACUAAAAUCCUCUUCCUUCUUGCUCCCGUUUCUCUUCAUUUCACACUUUGCGCAUCCUUUUCACACUCCCGAUCCGUAUUAUUAGCAUCUCCCAACUUGGGAAGAUUUUAACACUCGCGGUGAUUUAUCGCCUUUCUUGUGGCGAUAUUUCCCGCGGCAGCAGUGACCUCCCUCCACACAUCGUCAUCCGUUGCCGGCGAUCCCCGCCGAGCAAUUGGCUCAUCAUGUCAAUCGUUGAAGGUUUCUAACAAGCACCAAGAGAAUCAAGCGACCCCAACGACGACUCGUGUCACAGUGCAUUGCGCAUCUCAAAGCCGUCCCGAAGACGCGAUGCUUCCUUACGAGGUUACGAGUAGUGGUUAUAUACCCUCUUCACAACCUAACCAAUCUCCAGCUUACGCAGGAAGCCAUCAACAUGCCGCGCACGAUGGGCAGAAUAAGAACCGGGAUCUCCUGGAUAUUCAGAUGCCGCUCGGAACCGGGGCUGGGCAAUAUCCGGUACCCUCACAGUCUCGCCCAUUUCUGCAGCAGUCGCAUGAGUUGUCAAGAUAUCCACAAUACAUGCAAUAUCAGGGCGUAGAGUCUCCACGCCCGCAGCCGCCAGUCCUUCAACCACAGCAACCGUAUCACAUGCAGCAAUUAUACGGCCGAGCACCUUUCGCGUACCAUCAACACCACGUGAUGGGCUCGAAAAAGCAGCGAGGCAGUCCCCAUAUUCCAAGUCCACGACCCACACAUCAAAUCUCACCGCCAGCGGAAAAGUCUUCAAAGACCCCAAAGAGUGGAAAAAAACGAUCCGCUCCCGAAGGACAGCCAACAGCUGAGUCACCUGCCGCAGAUACACCAUCUGUGGGCCGUUUCGAUAGCUCCCUUGGUCUUUUGACCAAAAAAUUCAUCAGCGUAUUGCGGGAGUCGAGAGACGGGGUUUUGGAUCUCAAUCAAGCUGCCGCUCAACUGAACGUUCAAAAGCGUCGAAUAUAUGACAUUACAAAUGUCCUGGAAGGCAUUAAUCUUAUUGAAAAGACAACUAAGAAUCAUAUUCGAUGGAAAGGUGACCAUAUGUAUUUACAAGAUCGUAAUGUCGAACAGCGUGUGGCGACGCUUAGGGCGGAAAAUGAAGCCUUAGAAAGGCAGUUAGAGAACUUGAGACAAAUGCGACAGAAUGUGGAUAAUGCUCAUGACACCGUUAUGUCGAAGGAGCAUACAAGGCGACUACUGUAUGUUUCAAUGCAGGACAUAGCGCGAAUUCCGAAGCUGCAAGCCAAGAAAUUGUUGGCAUUACGGGUUCCGCCGGGGUCUCGGCUGACGAUACCACAAAGCGAGGAGGAGUGGCAGUCGCACUUUGAUUUGCAUAUACGGAGCGACAGUGGGCCUAUUGAAUGCAUCCAUUUGUCAGAAUGGAAGGUCAAAGAAGAGCCUGAACGUUCAAAUAGUUUGAUGCAGGAGGGACUACCAGAUGUGAACAAUACAACAACACUUUCUUCUUCGUAUCCUGCGUGGGACUCCUCUGCUGGGGCUCGUCACGAUUUCGCUGCUGCGUCCAAAAACCUGAUCGCUGUGAGUUCUCCGCAAGAGUCAUAUUCGGUGCGACAUACUGGCUCAGAUGCAGCGGUCUCCGCGGAAGGACCCUCCGCGCCCGUCACAUCGAGCCGGUCUUUACAGUCUCAGUUUACUAUGGAUGUCGGUGGUUAUUUGGCGGAUGUCUACCGAAAAUCUGCCUCCGAGGUGACGUUAAUACCAUCAACCAUUACCAAUCCGCUUGCUCUGCCAGAGGGCUCAGGGAGCAAUAGCACGACAAGAAAAUUUAGCAUAGGAGGUCAAAAGAGCUCCAUGACAUCUUCUACUGCAGAGAUAAGCCCGACGCAGGGUUCACAACCCCGAAGCAGUAUGACUCCGGCACGGAAUAACGUGGGAUAUGGACCAGCUUUUAGAUACACUAAUGUCUCGGAGAUGCACAAUUUACCCACGACACAGUACCCCUCCGAUUACGAGCGUAUCUCACAAGCUUCAAUUGCCGCUACCCAGAGUGCCAAUCCCUACCGAUCCUGGCUCACGGAGUCUGACGCACACGCCAAAGAACGAUAUCAUUCGAGACGAUCCACUGCAAUGGAGGAAGAUUGGCCGCCAGAGUGGAGCUCAGCUGGGGAUGCCAGCCGACGUCCGGAAGGGUAACAGGUAUUAUUCUUGAGGAUUGUAGGAGAGAACGGCUUACCGUUUUUGAGUGCUGGUGUUUUUUUAUUGGUUUGUUUUCGUUCUAUAUUUUUGGAUGCGGCAUUGAGAGAGUGGCCGCGAAGGGAAUACCCCCGGACCUGAGGAGAGGGCAACGUUCUACGAGCGUUUACCAUUGCUUUUGCUUAAAAUUGUUCGUUUACUCCGAGUUUACUUGACACCGGGUUGUGAUCUUGGAUUUGUGUGGGUUGGGUGACAGGCAGGAGCGGCGCUGUAUUUAAACAGCAAAGAUUUGACAGGGUUAUUAUAGGGAUGAUUCUCAUACUCUGGACACCUCUAUCACUUCAAAGUGAGAUUUGACAUUUGGCUUUUUCUUUUUCUCUGUGUUUUUUUUGGGCUGGUUUUCAUGGUCUCGUUGGGUUUAUUUGUUUUCGCAAUAACACGGUCAAAUGCGUGCGCAACCAG
Molecule: messenger RNA, 3876 nt
Organism: Spizellomyces punctatus DAOM BR117
Lineage: Eukaryota; Fungi; Chytridiomycota; Chytridiomycetes; Spizellomycetales; Spizellomycetaceae
Exons: 8
Coding region: 1573-3414 (613 amino acids)
Biological process (GO): regulation of transcription by RNA polymerase II
Cellular component (GO): RNA polymerase II transcription regulator complex
Molecular function (GO): RNA polymerase II cis-regulatory region sequence-specific DNA binding; protein dimerization activity; DNA-binding transcription factor activity, RNA polymerase II-specific
Source: RefSeq, a predicted model, not a curated record